Messenger RNA from Penicillium cinerascens, 1302 nucleotides. RefSeq lists its product as uncharacterized. Gene Ontology annotation, molecular function: GTP cyclohydrolase II activity. The record is from RefSeq and is a predicted model, not a curated record. NCBI's taxonomy places the organism in Eukaryota, Fungi, Ascomycota, Eurotiomycetes, Eurotiales, Aspergillaceae. Gene Ontology annotation, biological process: riboflavin biosynthetic process. Bases 1 to 1302 code for a protein of 433 amino acids. The transcript has 4 exons.
AUGGCCGUCGAACAAAAAAAUGGCAAAUCAAGUCACUCAAAUGGUGAUCGCAUCAUUUUGACAACAUACCCGGGCCAGAGCGUCGUCGAUCCCAUUCCCUUAGACUGGGGCAACGGAAACCCCGAAGAGCGAGGUCCCGUUCUAGUCUCGCGUGAAACAAAGACAAUCACUCGACGAAAUGCCAUAGGCGCACAUGGUGGGAGUUACUCCGUCUACAACGCACUAGCAAUCGCCGCCGGUGAUCUUCCCCGGAAUUUCAAGCCAAGUUUUGAAAACACCCAACCCAUCUUCAACUUCCCAGCCCAGCCGGCAUGGGGAGACAAGACCAAAAUUGUCUCAAUGGAUCCAUUUGGUCACGACAUUGUGCGGCAUUAUAAGAAGCACCUCGAUGCAGGACUCGAUGUCCGUCCUACAAUCGCGGUCACGAAGGCUACGAUGCGCUUGGCUGAGAUUACGGAUUCCAUCAGAGAAGGUCGCCUCGAAGUUGAUGGAGAUAUUGUCAUCAGUAAAGAAGGUGAUGUGCGCGUCACGAAAGCUGCUGUUGAGCCUGUUUGGUAUCUGCCGGGAGUCGCUGAGAGAUUCGGUAUUGACGAGGGUGACCUUCGCCGAACACUCUUCGAACAGUGUGGUGGAAGUUUCCCGGAACUGAUUACUCGACCGGAUAUCAAAGUCUUUCUCCCUCCUAUUGGUGGCCUGACGGUGUAUAUUUUCGGAUCCCCCGACAAGGUGUCCAAUCCGGAUGUCAAGCUCGCUCUCCGUAUUCAUGAUGAAUGUAAUGGGUCGGAUGUCUUCCAGUCUGAUAUUUGCACCUGCAGACCUUAUUUGGCCUUUGGUAUUGAAGAGGCUAUUAAAGAGGCGCAGAAUGGUGGAUCAGGAGUUGUGAUCUACUUCCGAAAAGAGGGGAGGGCGCUUGGUGAAGUCGUCAAAUAUCUUGUCUAUAAUGCCCGCAAGCGUGGUGGCGAUACUGCGGAUAAAUACUUCACUCGAACGGAGAAUAUUGCAGGUGUCAGAGACAUGCGCUUCCAGGCUCUCAUGCCAGAUAUUCUUCAGUGGUUGGGGAUCAAGAAGAUUGAUCGCAUGCUAUCUAUGUCUAACAUGAAACAUGAUGCCAUUGUGGAGCAGGGUAUCCCUAUUUUGGAACGAAUUCCUAUCCCAGACCACAUGAUUCCUUCAGACUCCCGCGUUGAAAUUGAUGCUAAGAUCAACGCUGGGUACUUUACAGUUGGCAAGAAAUAUACAGAUGAGGAAUUGUCACAAGUGAAGGGCCGUGGAUGGCAGAACUGGGAAGACGUGGCGCACUAG